UUCAAUCAAAUCAAUUGUUCGAAUUUCAGAAUGAACAAGGAAAAUUUGAAGGACGACGAACGUGAGACUUUUAAGAAGUUGGUUCCAAUCGGUAACGAAGAAAUCGCAAAGAAGCUUAAUGAGAUCAACGAGCAGAAGUCUCACGCCAACGAAAUCGCAAAAGUCCUGGAGUAUCUCGUAUCGCAUACCAAUUCGAAAAGUAUGCCGUUGACCGUCAGUGAUCAGGAGUUGAGAGAAAAUGUGGUAACUGAUGCCGCGGAGAAUUCGGAAAAGCCAAACUACAGCCAGGAUGAAGAGAAGCCUUCGGAGAGUGCCGCUGCCAGGAUGAUUAACGACGAAGCCAUAAAUCCGGCAAAGGACGAAAAUGAUAAUGAGCUCAUAUACGUGGAUUCCGAGGUGAACAUGUUUAUCCUACAACCGGAUGGCAAUCACGAGCUUUACACAGUGCAUCCCCCGAAGUACAAGGAGGAGCAGAGGGUUGACAUGCAUGAGAUAGUCAUCGAGGAUGGGGAAAUCAUCCUCCUAACCGGCGGAAAUGGCGAAGUAGUCUACAAUCCGGACGAUACCGUCGCCAUUGACAUCUCCGAUUCGCGUAUCUUCGUCGUUGAUGCCCAAGAGAGCGAAGAUUGUAUUAUGCAGUCAUCUGGGGAUCACGACAUGAAAGAGUACUUGCUGGACUCAAAUUCCUGAAGUUGUUAAAUCCUGAAGAGAAAAUUUAUUUGAUUCAUUUUAAAGAUCAUUAUUUUCAAUUAAUAAUGUAUAGUAAACAUAACAUAUGUUUACGAUUAAAA
This is a messenger RNA of Drosophila elegans, 791 nucleotides long. RefSeq lists its product as uncharacterized. The coding region runs from base 31 to 690 and encodes 219 amino acids. The transcript has 2 exons. The record is from RefSeq and is a predicted model, not a curated record. Lineage: Eukaryota; Metazoa; Arthropoda; Insecta; Diptera; Drosophilidae.